CCUGUCGAAAAUUACGCCAUUGUAAAGACAUUACCACUCAAUUGCCUGCGCCGGGGCUCCUUCAACACAGAAUCUCCUUCCAACACCAUACACUCACUGAAUGUAAAUGAUUUUCUGGACUUCGACCAGUUGCCCUCACUUCCAGCGUUUGCUACGACUUUACGACGACUCUCGCUAUACUUUUGUCCCUGUAUAAUUCACUUUCUUGAUUUCAUUCUCCGAUACUGGCCGUUGCCACGCCGUUCUUGCACUCCCGUCUCCUGACGAUUACGUUCUUGUUUGUUUGGAGAGACAACUACUCGGCCUCUUGCACGUGCGACCCUGGGGAUACUUUAAUGUCGAUGACUCUAUCAGCAUACAAACGAAUGGCUGUAUAGGUCCUCAUCCUCACAUUCUUCAACGUGUGGAAUACUGCUCAGUCCUCAUGGCGACUCGGGGGACCAUGCCUGCCCAUGCGCAGGCUUCAUUGCCCUCUCUACCUCCACAUUUACAAUCAGACACUCACUUGACCGCUCACCUGGCAAGCCGUUUUCACGUCUCCCUCCCAACUGCCAGGCUCUCCUCCCAGGCCUUGAUAUGCCUAAAUACCUACACCUCCAGCACACGAGGUCCCGAUGGUGAAAAGGAAGGAAGUGCCAAUGGGGAGGCUGAAGAUCUGGCUCGAAGGGCUUGGGCAAGGUUGGGAAGCCGCGCAGAGGACCAGGCUGUCGUCUUCUUUGGAGAGUCCGGCUCUGGCAAGACGACGGUCCGGUCACACCUUCUUACUUCCUUCCUGUCCUUUUCGUCCACACCACUGUCAAACAGACUUUCCCUCGCCGCCUUUGUUUUCGAUACCUUGACGACCACCAAGACUACGACCACGCUGACUGCCUCGAAAGCUGGACUAUUCUACGAGCUGCAGUACGAUGCGUCAUCUACCAUCCCUACCCUCAUAGGAGGCAAAUUGUUGAAUCAUCGUUUAGAAAAAGGUCGGAUCUCUCAUGUUCCAACAGGCGAGAGAAGUUUCCAUGUUCUGUACUAUCUUCUGGCAGGGACCAGUGCGGCAGAAAAGUCACAUCUGGGACUCACUGGACACACGAACAUCACGACUUCUAGCACCGGCCUCGGUAGAUCCGCUUCGGUCUCGCACAAGAGAUGGAGAUAUCUAGGCCAUCCCACACAAAUGAAGGUCGGGAUGAAUGACACGGAGGGAUUCCAGCAUUUCAAGACAGCUCUCCGUAAGCUGGAAUUUCCCAGAACUGAGAUUGCGGAAAUAUGUCAAGUUUUGGCCGCGAUCCUACAUAUCGGACAGCUCGAGUUUGGUACGGGUCAGGCUACAUUGACAGCGGCCGAAGAAAGCGGUGGCUACUCCCAUGAAGGUGGUGAGACGGUCACCGUGGUCAAAAACAUCGAAACGCUUGAGCUGGUUGCCGCUUUUCUUGGUUUGAACGUUUUGGAUCUUGAAGAGAGCCUGAGACACAAGACAAAGACGCUGCACCGCGAACGUGUCACUGUCAUGUUGGAUGCCAAAGGUGCCCGUGACAAUGCAGACGAACUUGCAACCACAUUAUACUCCCUCCUGGUUGCUUAUAUCAUCGAGAACAUCAACCAGAGCAUCUGUGCGGCCGAGGACUCGGUGGCCAACACUGUCUCCAUUGUCGACUUCCCAGGUUUUGUUGAGACCCCUUCGACCAGUUCGGUCCUCGAUCAACUCCUUAACAAUGCUGCAAACGAAUCGCUCUACAACACCUGUCUGCACAGCUUCUUCGAAAAGACAGCUGAAACGCUGGAGAGUGAAGAAGUCAGUGUCCCAGCGACAAGUUAUUUCGAUAAUUCAGACGCUGUACGGGGUCUUCUCAAGCAUGGCAAUGGUCUUCUGGCUAUUCUCGAUGAUCAGACUCGGCGAGGUCGUACUGAUAUUCAGUUCCUGGAAAGCAUUCGCAAGCGCUUCGAAAACAAGAACAAGGCUAUUACCGUCAGCAGUGCCACCUCCACGAUGCCCGGCAGCAAUUUUGCAACAUCCAACCUUGCGGCUUCCUUCACAGUGCGUCAUUAUGCUGGUGAAGUUGAUUAUCCUGUGAACAAGCUGGUGGAGGAGAACGGCGACGUGGUUUCUGGAGAUUUGAUGAACAUGAUGCGAGCCACAAAGAGUGAUUUCGUUGCCAGCUUAUUUGGCCAAGAGGCCCUGACCACCGUCAGCCAUCCUGCAGAAAGGACCGCGAUCGUCCAAGCCCAGCUUAGCUCUAAGCCUCUUCGAAUGCCCAGCGUUUCGAGAAGGAAGCACACUGAGCUACGUCGGAUGGCUAGCCGACGCGCCGACCGAUCCCCCGUACCAGAAGAGGAGGAACAGAUGCCAGUUGGUGAAGACCUAAGACUCCGGCGAACUAAAAGUACCGCAAUGGGCUUGACCCAGGGUGCCGCAGCACAAUUUCUGUCGUCUCUGGACAAUAUCACGAAAUCCCUUACUGCGCCAAAUGUCAACAACUACUUUGUGUUCUGCCUCAAGCCUAACGAUAGGAGAAUCGCCAACCAGUUCGACAGCAAAUGCGUCAGACAGCAACUUCAGAUGUACGGAAUUGCCGAAAUCAGCCAGAGACUUCGGAUAGCUGACUUCAGUGUCUUCCUGCCCUUCGGCGAGUUUCUCGGUCUCACCGAUGUGGACAAUGGUGUCAUUGGAAGCGAUGCCGAGAAAGCACAACUGGUGCUCGAUAGUAAACAAUGGCCUGGAAAUGAAGCAAGAAUCGGCAAUACAGGCAUUUUCCUCAGUGAAAGGUGCUGGGCUAGUAUCGCACUUACAGGCUCACAAAGUGCGGCCUAUUUUGGCGGCGAUGUGCCCUCACUUUCCCGGCCGGACACACCAGGCAUGAACCCUUUCAGUGACUCCAAGGCGAGAUUGAUUUCUGGCGAAGGUACUCCUUCUUCCUUCUUUGGUGAAGAAGGAAAAGGCGGAGGCUAUUUCGGUUCACGAGAACUCGAUACGAAAUCUGACGCGGGUGCCUCAGCAUUCAACUCUGGUGAUAUGUUCCGUAACCUGGAAACCAAAGAGGAGCUUGCCGAGAAAGCCAACAAGAAAAAGAUGGAAGAAGUCGACGUUGUCCCAGUCUCCCGAAGCCGAAAGAACUGGCUUGCAAUUGUUUACUUCUUGACCUGGUAUCUUCCGGACUUCUCCAUCAAAUGGGUUGGCCAAAUGAAACGUAAAGACGUCAGGAUCGCCUGGCGAGAGAAGUUCGCCAUCAAUCUUCUUAUCUGGCUAAGCUGUGGCUUCGUGGUCUUCUUCAUCAUUGUAUUUCCGCAACUCAUCUGUCCGAAGCAAGACGUUUAUUCAGCUGCGGAACUUUCGUCUCAUGAUGGCAAGGGGAAACACAGCUCAUAUGUGUCCAUUCGGGGCGUUGUUUUGGAUCUUGGCGCUUUCAUCCCCAGCCAUUAUCCAAGCAUUGUGCCUUCAAGCUCGCUCGAGAAGUAUGCCGGUCUUGACGCCACUGGUCUGUUCCCUGUCCAGGUUUCAGCUCUUUGCCAAGGCAAGGAUGGAAGUAUUGAUCCCACUGUGCAACUCGAUUACACCUCUACAAAUGUGUCCGGAUCUGCAAACGUCAUCAGCACAACAGACCCCAACAGGCGUUACCACGAUUUCCGCGCCUUCACCAAUGAUUCUCGGCCCGAUUGGUUUUUCGAGCAAAUGAUGAUGCUCAAAUCCAAUUAUAAGAAAGGCAAUGUUGGAUAUACUCCUCAAUACGUGAAGACAUUGGCCUCGAAACAAAAGUCGAUUGCGAUCCUUAAUAACCGGGUCUACGAUUUCACCACCUACAACCAAGGGGGGCGGAGUGCAAAAGCCGCGCCAGGUGAACAGGUUCCUAGCAACGUCGACACCGAUUUCAUGGAUUCUCUCGUUGUGGAUCUCUUCACACAAAGAGCUGGCCACGAUGUCACCAAGUACUGGAAUGCACUUCAAAUCGAUUCCGGGAUGAGGCAACGAAUGCAACUGUGCCUCGACAAUCUGUUCUUCGUAGGAGUUACAGAUACUCGAAACUCCACGCAGUGUCUAUUCGCACGGUACAUCCUGCUCGCUGUGUCGAUCUUGCUUUGCAGUGUCAUCGGUUUCAAGUUCUUUGCGGCACUACAGUUUGGUGGUCGGAAUAUACCCGAAAACCUGGAUAAGUUUGUUAUCUGCCAGGUUCCCGCAUACACCGAGGACGAAGAUUCGCUUCGACGAGCUAUUGAUUCUGCUGCUCGCAUGCGAUAUGACGACAAACGCAAAUUGCUCAUCGUGGUCUGCGACGGCAUGAUUAUCGGUCAAGGCAACGACCGACCCACACCUCGCAUUGUGCUGGAUAUCCUAGGUGUUUCCGAGACAGUCGAUCCCGAGCCACUUAGCUUUGAAUCUCUUGGAGAAGGCAUGAAACAACACAAUAUGGGUAAAGUGUAUUCUGGACUGUACGAGGUCCAAGGACAUAUUGUGCCCUUCUUGGUCGUGGUCAAGGUUGGCAAACCUUCAGAAGUCUCGAAGCCCGGCAACAGAGGCAAGCGUGACUCCCAGAUGGUCAUUAUGCGAUUUCUGAAUCGUGUUCACUAUAACCUACCCAUGAGCCCUCUAGAGCUUGAGAUGCAUCACCAUAUCCGCAACAUUAUUGGUGUCAAUCCCACAUUCUAUGAGUUCAUGCUCCAAAUCGAUGCUGAUACUGUUGUGGCGCCAGAUUCGGCUACGCGCAUGGUUUCGGCGUUCUUGCGCGACACACGACUGAUAGGUGUCUGCGGAGAGACGUCGCUCAGCAACGCCAAGUCGUCGUUCAUCACUAUGAUCCAGGUUUACGAGUACUACAUCUCGCACAAUCUGACAAAGGCCUUCGAAUCGUUGUUUGGAUCGGUGACAUGCUUGCCUGGCUGCUUCACCAUGUAUCGCAUUCGAGCUGCCGAGACUGGCAAGCCUCUUUUCGUCAGUAAGGAAAUCAUCAACGACUAUUCCGAGAUUCGAGUCGACACUCUACACAUGAAAAACUUGCUCCAUUUGGGAGAAGAUAGAUACUUGACCACCCUGCUUAUGAAGUAUCACGCGAAGUAUAAGACCAAGUACAUCUUUCAUGCACAUGCCUGGACUAUUGCGCCCGACAGCUGGAAGGUCUUCAUGUCCCAGAGACGACGCUGGAUUAACAGUACAGUGCACAACCUGAUCGAGCUCAUUCCGUUGCAACAACUCUGUGGUUUCUGCUGUUUCAGUAUGAGAUUUGUUGUCUUCUUGGACCUGUUGUCGACCAUCGUGGCACCAGUCACAGUCGCAUACAUUGUAUACCUGAUUGUCCUCCUCGCAACCUCAUCGAGUGUUAUACCCAUAACGGCCUUCAUCUUGCUCGGUGCCAUCUACGGUCUUCAAGCCAUCAUCUUCAUCCUGCGACGAAAGUGGGAAAUGAUUGGUUGGAUGAUUGUGUAUAUCCUUGCCAUGCCUGUCUUCUCUUUGGGCCUGCCGUUGUACGCCUUCUGGCACAUGGACGACUUCAGCUGGGGCAACACUCGUCUCGUGACUGGUGAGAAGGGCAAGCAGAUUGUCAUUUCGGACGAAGGCAAGUUCGACCCUGACUCCAUCCCCAAGAAGAAGUGGGAAGAGUACCAAGCGGAACUUUGGGACGCUCAGACUCAACGGGACGACGCCAAAUCCGAGAUAUCGGGAUACAGCUACGGGACCAAGUCUUACUAUCCCGCCGGCUCAGUUUACGGUGGCGGCUACGACACACAACAUCUCAUGCCGACCUCGAGGUCCGUUUCUCAGCUCGACAUGCAUCAGUCGGUCUACGGAGGCGGUUAUAACCAGUCGCGCAUGUCACUGGCCCCCUCCGAGAUGCUGCCCAGCGGCCGUUCUGUCGCCGACAUGGAGAUGGCCGACCUGACCGGCCUGCCCACCGACGACAUGAUUCUGAACGAGAUUCGAGAGGUUUUGAAGACGGCAGACCUCAUGACCGUAACCAAGAAGGGCAUCAAGUUGGAGCUGGAGCGUAGGUUCAACGUCAACCUUGACGUCAAGAGAGCAUACAUUGGAAGUGGUAAGUCAAUCCCAUCUGGACGGUAUUGUCGACGAUUUUGAUACUGACCGUUUUUUCUUCCCCGCAGCAACCGAGGCCAUUCUAUCCGGCCAACUGUGAUGAUCCUUUUGCGUUUCGUACGUGUGUCAGUUAGCGUUCCCCGGGGUUUCGAUCUUGUAACAUAUAGGGGGGUUUAGGCAGGCAGCCAGAGAAUCUGCCGGCGAACGUGAGGUGUUUGUUUCCUCCCUCAGUGAAAGGUAGAAAAUCUAGACGGACGGUGUGUAAUGAGGUCCAUACAAAUUAAAAGAAUGUGGAGGGCUUUUGUGGCAUAUCUUCAGGGCUCGCUUUUGGCAAAAAGAAAGUCUCAUCGUGUCUAGUGCAUGGGUAACAAUAAAUCACAAGAUCUGAGAAAACACAUUUGACGCGUACAGAA
Exophiala oligosperma is the source of this 6420-nucleotide messenger RNA. RefSeq lists its product as uncharacterized. The transcript is spliced from 2 exons. Gene Ontology annotation, cellular component: myosin complex; cell periphery; cell septum. The record is from RefSeq and is a predicted model, not a curated record. Gene Ontology annotation, molecular function: cytoskeletal motor activity; ATP binding; chitin synthase activity. Bases 425 to 6049 code for a protein of 1874 amino acids. NCBI's taxonomy places the organism in Eukaryota, Fungi, Ascomycota, Eurotiomycetes, Chaetothyriales, Herpotrichiellaceae.